GACCCCGCGCGCUCCCGCGCCGCCUCGCCUCUACGCGCCGGCGUGCGCGCCGCCGCUGCCUCUCUCUCCCUGCCUCCCUCUCUCUUCUCUCUCUCUCUCCCUACCGUGGUAGCAGGAGCAGCGCGGGCGGCGGGGCUGGAGCGUGGCUGAGGCGGCCAUUCCUACCGAGCGAGAGAGAGCGCAGCGUGUCCCCCCCGGGCUCAGUCGCGCACAGGAGAUGCCCUCGGCUACCAACAGCACCAUGGCGAGCAGCACCACCGGCAGCAGCACCGGCAAAGCGGGACCGGGCAGCGAGGCUGCCCCGGCGGCGGCGGCCCCGCAGGCGGCGGCGGGUGUGAACAUCACCACGGUGCAGACCGAGGCCAUGAAGCAGAUCCUGGGGGUCAUCGACAAGAAGCUGCGCAACCUGGAGAAGAAGAAGAGCAAACUUGAUGAUUACCAGGAACGAAUGAACAAGGGAGAACGUCUGAAUCAAGAUCAACUGGAUGCAGUGUCAAAGUACCAGGAAGUGACAAAUAAUCUGGAAUUUGCUAAGGAACUGCAGAGGAGUUUUAUGGCUCUGAGCCAAGAUAUCCAGAAGACAAUAAAGAAGACGGCUCGCAGGGAGCAGCUGAUGCGCGAGGAGGCCGAGCAGAAGCGUUUGAAGACGGUGCUGGAGCUGCAGUUCAUCCUGGAGAAGCUGGGGGAUGAUGAAGUGCGCAGUGACCUCAAACAGGGAUCCAACGGGGUGCCAGUGCUGACAGAGGAGGAGCUGACCAUGCUGGAUGAGUUCUAUAAGCUGGUUUACCCUGAGCGAGACAUGAACAUGAGGUUGAAUGAGCAGUAUGAGCAAGCAUCUGUUCACCUGUGGGACUUACUGGAAGGGAAGGAAAAACCAGUUUGUGGAACAACCUAUAAAGCACUGAAGGAGGUUGUUGAACGCAUUCUUCAGACCAGUUACUUUGACAGCACCCACAACCACCAGAAUGGGCUGUGUGAGGAAGAGGAGGCAGCACCUGCACCUGCAGUAGAAGACACUGCAGCAGAGGCUGAACCUGAUCCAGCAGAAGAAUUUACUGAGCCAACUGAAGUUGAAUCAACUGAGUAUGUAAACAGACAAUUCAUGGCAGAGACUCAGUUCAGCAGUAGUGAGAAGGAACAGGUAGAUGAGUGGACAGUUGAAACGGUUGAGGUUGUAAAUUCCCUGCAGCAACAGACGCAGGCGACGUCUCCUCCCGUCCCGGAACCUCACGCACUCACUGCUGUGGCUCAGGCAGACCCCCUGGUCAGGAGACAGCGAGUACAGGACCUCAUGGCACAGAUGCAGGGCCCCUACAACUUCAUGCAGGACUCGAUGCUGGAAUUUGAGAACCAAACGCUUGAUCCUGCCAUUGUAUCUGCACAGCCCAUGAACCCAGCCCAGAGUUUGGACAUGCCCCAAAUGGUUUGCCCUCCAGUUCAUGCUGAGUCAAGACUUGCCCAGCCUACCCAAGUUCCUGUGCAACCAGAAGCUACACAGGUUCCCUUGGUUUCUUCUACAAGUGAGGGAUAUACAGCUUCCCAACCCAUGUAUCAGCCUUCUCACACAGCAGAGCAACGGCCACAGAAAGAAUCAAUUGACCAGAUUCAGGCUUCCAUGUCCCUGAAUGCAGACCAGACCCCAUCCUCAUCAUCACUUCCCACUGCAUCCCAGCCACAGGUGUUCCAGGCUGGAUCCAGCAAGCCUUUGCAUAGCAGCGGAAUCAACGUCAAUGCAGCUCCAUUCCAAUCCAUGCAAACAGUAUUCAACAUGAAUGCACCUGUUCCUCCUGUGAAUGAGCCAGAAACCCUUAAGCAGCAAAAUCAGUACCAGGCCAGUUACAACCAGAGUUUCUCCAAUCAACCUCACCAAGUAGAACAAUCAGAUCUCCAGCAAGAACAACUCCAGACAGUGGUUGGUACCUACCACGGUUCCCCAGACCAGAGUCACCAAGUGGCAGGAAACCACCAGCAGCCUCCCCAGCAGAGCUCUGGAUUUCCCAGGAACAGCCAGCCUUACUACAACAGCCGGGGCGUGUCCCGGGGGGGAUCCCGCGGGGCCCGGGGCCUCAUGAACGGCUACAGGGGCCCAGCAAAUGGAUUCAGAGGGGGAUACGAUGGCUACCGUCCUUCCUUUUCCAACACUCCAAACAGUGGCUACACACAGCCCCAGUUCAAUGCUCCUCGGGAUUACUCAAACUACCAGAGGGAUGGAUAUCAACAAAAUUUCAAACGUGGCUCUGGACAAAGUGGACCUCGGGGAGCUCCUAGAGGUCGUGGAGGGCCCCCCAGACCAAACAGAGGGAUGCCUCAGAUGAAUGCUCAGCAAGUGAAUUAAACACGUUCACAGGAUUCCGUUCAACGCCAAAAACACGCUGGCCAGUGUACAAUACAUGUUACCAGAAGAGUUAUUAUCUAUUUGUUCUCCUUUACAGGAAGUUUGUUGUAAAGGGACUAUUUUCAUUACCCAUAAUGACAGGACUACAGUUGCCAGCUUUAUAUUCCCUGGAUAUUGAAAGGAACAAAACAACGUUUACUCUGCAUGUUCUGUCCUAAGCAUCAUCUUGAGCCUUGCACAUGAGAUUCAGAUUCCUCACCCUUGCUAAGAAUAAAGCAAAAAAGGCAAUUUUCAGGGUGAUCCAAUCUCCAUGGUUAACUGAAGUGGCAGGAAAAAGCAAAGACUCACUUCUGUCAUUUAAAAGUAAUUUAACAAAAUUCAGAUAAAAUCUGCAAAUUCAUAAAAAUUUUCUGUGGUGGCAGUUAAAAAAACUUAAAUGUUCCCAUGAAAAGAUGGAAAAGGUGAAGUGUGGCUUGGUAGAGCAACUACAUUUCAUCUUUUUCUUACUAAAUCGAAGCACUGAACAGUUCAAGAUGUGUAGUGAUGCAAUUGCCCUGAAUAGACAGGUGGGCUUAGAGGCAGUUUGUGACAAAGAAGAGACACCCUUAGCUGCAGCACUCCUCAUCACCAGGGCCCUGAUUCCUGUGGCUGUGGAGUUAAGAGCGCUUGCAUAACUGCUAAUGUAACUGUGUAAUUAAUUUUUUUUAGGAGACAAGGUGAAAAACUGAAAAAAAAGAAAAAAAAAGCUUUGAUUUGGCACUUGGACAAAAUUUUGCAACAAAUCCUGAGCUAUAAUCUGGAUGGCCACUGUAUAUUUGAUGUGAAGUAUUUAGAUAUCUCUUUGAAACACUUUUAAGUUUCUUUGAUAGCAAUGACUUUUGUAAGGAUUGGUAUUCUCUAUCAUUCCUUAUGACUUGCACAUUGUCUGUCACUAAUACUUGACCUUGCUGUAUUAUCACCUAAAUAACUGAUGCCGGUACUGAUGGAAAUCCCUAAUGGAUAAUCAUAACACUUUUGGUCACAUGUCCUUUUGUCUUUCCUGCAGCCUUGAAGGUUUUAAGAAAUCUCAAAUGCCCGCUGCUGCUGCCCUUCCAAUUGCUGUCUUUUGAAAAGCACCAGUCUGUGUUUGAGUUGAUUUCCCCUUUUCAGGGAAAUGACAGCCAGCAGUUACAGUUCUAAUGGUAUAAGCAAGAUAAAUAAAACAUGUUUAUAAAAAUUGUAUCCUGGAACACUGGUUUUCAACGGCUGAAACAGAUUCAAUGUGAUGGGGUGACAUUUCAUAAGGGUUUUUUUUCUUUCUUUCUUUGGUUGUUUUCCCCUGAUAGUCUCUUUUUCCUGACUAGAUGUAAACCCUCCUGCCGUUUUUCUGAUUUUAUUCUACUAGCUGUGACUUCUGGGAAACUUUUCUUUUUGAUGGACUUUUCCUUUUUUUUUUUUUUUUCUUCAUCAAGGCAGCAAUGUAUAAAAGAAAUGGCAUAAGCCUAGGAGCUGGAAAAUACCAAGUCUUAUUCAAGUUUUACUGCAUCCUUGUGGUAUAAUCUUUGGAAAAAUCACUUGUGCCUGCCUUUUGCGCACAUGCACUCUCUCUGCAGUGGGGAGAAUAUUUUGAUAGCUGCCUCCAUAGAGGUGUUGGUAGUUCUGUUGCAUUCUAUAGCACGUGUGAGAAGAAAAGUGCUAUAUUCUCUGUUAAGUAUUGCUCAUCAAAUAAUUCCUACCUGUGGAAAGGUGAAAUUGAGGAACAGCUGCGUGGUGUUUAACUGUUCUGUACAAAACUGAAGGUUGUUUUCACUCAGAGGGUCAUUUCUACUUUGUAUCACAACUGAACUUUCAGAACUUGCAGUCAGAUACUUUUGACUUCGUUGUGAAGCAGUCUGGAACUCCAUCCAAAUAGGUGGGAUAUCACUUUUCCAUGUCCUGUGUGAAGAGCACAAAUGAAAAAUGUUUUCACUGCGGGAAGUGAUAAGCUUGUGAAGACCAUAUUCCACACCAGGCAUCCUGAAACGGGGCUGAUGUCUGGAAGCAGCAGUUUGAGUCAAGGCCUAGAACAUUCCUAAACUGCAGUCCGGUGAGAAGUUGCUGUUCUGUGUCUUUUUUAGGAAGCUAUUACUGAGAUAAUAGUCCCAACUGUUUUUUAACUGGAAAAAAAAAAUAAAAAGACAAACCUUUUAAUGUUGAA
Zonotrichia leucophrys gambelii is the source of this 4511-nucleotide messenger RNA. It is a transcript of the gene CAPRIN1, whose product is annotated as cell cycle associated protein 1. The transcript has 19 exons. Gene Ontology annotation, cellular component: cytoplasm. The coding region runs from base 218 to 2335 and encodes 705 amino acids. The record is from RefSeq and is a predicted model, not a curated record. NCBI's taxonomy places the organism in Eukaryota, Metazoa, Chordata, Aves, Passeriformes, Passerellidae. Gene Ontology annotation, molecular function: RNA binding.